This is a messenger RNA of Poecilia reticulata (guppy), 1677 nucleotides long. The record is from RefSeq and is a predicted model, not a curated record. Lineage: Eukaryota; Metazoa; Chordata; Actinopteri; Cyprinodontiformes; Poeciliidae.
UUCAGAGCACAAAUUUUUAAAGUGACAUUGAGUCGCUGUCAAAAACUCAGUCUUGGGACAAACUGCAGCUUCUGGGAUUUACUCAGACGAUCAACCGUCUCACAGCUUGCACCAGGAAACCAUGGCAUGCUCUGCUGAAAGGUGAAAUGCCUUAUUUCUGCUCCAGCUGGCUUUCAAGUUAGGUCACGUUAACAUGUCUUGACGUGACUCUUACUUCGACAUGUCAAGGCUUCACAAGUUUCCAGUUGGGCAUUCAGGAAUCCAAGCACUUCGAAGUUUUGUUUUAGAUGCAGCCAGGUUUUGCUUAGCCCCUCUAACAGAAGCAGAACUAUGAAUGAGAUGUUGCAAACUGGUUCUGGAGCUUUUAAUCCAAAAGUGGAAAAGCAGCUGAUGACUCACCUCCUCAGCCAAUGAGGAGCAGCCACAGAUUCAGGAGAGAGCAAAAACUCAGAGGGGAUGUUGCUCAGUGGACCUGAGCUACUGCAGGAAAGGCUUCCAGCGCGGAUCCCGUCGCACAGAGUAGGACUGAAACUUUUUAAAAGGCGACUUUUUACACACAGCAGGGCUGAAACCAGAGCUCUGAACCAUAACAAAGGCAAAGAAGAAACUUGUUCAACAGGAUUUCUCUGUUCUUUGGAAGACAUGACUACAUCAAACAGCACCUGUCCUGUUGAUAACAAGGAUUUGUAYAAGUUCUACGCAGCUGUGAUGAUUGUGAUUUUUAUCUUGGCUUUGCCUCUGAACGCAUCGGUCCUCCACCUCUUCAUAUUCAAGCUCAAGUUCUGGAAAUCCAACAGCAACAACAUUUUCCUCUUCAACCUGGUGCUGGCUGACAUUCUGCUGCUGAUCUGUUUGCCAAUCGAGGCUCAUAGCUUCAUUAAUGGAAACAGGAGGAGCGAGGAUAAGUUCAUCUGCAAAGCGAUGCUGUUUAUGUUGUUUUUAAAUCGUGGCGCCAGCAUCGCAUUCCUAACGGUGAYCUCUAUCGAUCGAUAUUAUAACGUGGUGCAUCCAAGCAGAAAAAACCUCCUAAAAGUUCUGAAGAAAUCUCCCUACAUCUCAAUAUUCAUCUGGUUGUUGCUUCUGCCUCUCACCAUUCCCACCAUGAYGAGGAACUUUGACUGCUGCAACAGCCUCGACAACGAUAACACGACUAACACGGAAAAUAAGACUUCUUGGGAGGCGAAAACUGAGGACAUAGCCAGAGAGACAGUUUUCUUCAUCCAGAUCGUCAUUCCCUUCGUCAUCCUGGUCUAUUGCACCGUUCGCAUCGUCAAUCGACUGAAGAAGAAAACCGUUGGGGAUAAGACGAAGCUAAGGAGAGCAGUUCUUCUCGUGACCACCGUCAUGGUGGUUUUCUCCUUCUGUUUUCUGCCGUGCACCAUCGCCAGGGUGGUGCUGCUGUUCUUUAGGGUCAAAGGCCAUGAGRWUUACRAKGAAUAUCACGAGCUUAAYGCAGAAGCCGUAUUUGACGGSCUYAUGGUUCUCUCCUAYCUGGACUGUCUGCUGGAUCCGGUGGUUUACUGCUUCUGUAGCACCAAGUUUAAAGCGCUUUAUGUCUCCAAUUACUUAUCUUUUUGCGUGAAAGAAACCCCGGAGCAAAUCAGCAGCUCAACAGGAAACACAACACAGUUGGAACGCAACAAAGCUCAGAUCUUGCACAUUGCACCUUCUGGAUGA